This is a messenger RNA of Hordeum vulgare subsp. vulgare (domesticated barley), 1527 nucleotides long. Its product is annotated as GDSL esterase/lipase At5g33370-like. The record is from RefSeq and is a predicted model, not a curated record. The coding region runs from base 97 to 1224 and encodes 375 amino acids. Gene Ontology annotation, molecular function: hydrolase activity, acting on ester bonds. Lineage: Eukaryota; Viridiplantae; Streptophyta; Magnoliopsida; Poales; Poaceae. The transcript has 3 exons.
UGCAUCCACCAAGUGUACAAGCAUACCACACUGCUAGUACAUCUCUUUCAGUGGCAAACGGCAAGUGAGUGAGCGACUGGAGGGGAGUGUGGAGCGAUGGCAGCAAUGGCGGCCUCCUCGUGGCGAGUGGCUCUUGUCGCCGUCGCGCUCUGCGUGCUCCCGGCCCUGCCGGCGGCGAGCGCGGCCCGGGCCUUCUUCAUUUUCGGCGACUCGCUGGUGGACAAUGGCAACAACAACUACCUCAUGACGACGGCGCGCGCCGACUCGUGGCCCUACGGCAUCGACACCCCGGACCACCGCGCCACGGGGAGGUUCUCCAACGGCAAGAACGUCGUCGACCUCAUCAGCGAGCAGAUAGGAUCUGUGCCGGUGCUGCCGUACCUGAGCCCUGAGCUGGACGGCGAGAACCUGCUCGUCGGCGCCAACUUCGCCUCUGCCGGCAUCGGGAUCCUCAACGACACCGGCAUCCAGUUCGCCAACAUCAUCCGGAUCUCGAAGCAGCUGACCUACUUCGAGCAGUACAAGCACCGUCUGGCCAAGCUCUACGGCCCGGAGCGGGCGGCGCGGGUGGUCGGCGGCGCGCUGACGCUCAUCACCCUGGGCGGCAACGACUUCGUCAACAACUACUACCUGGUGCCCUACUCGGCCCGCUCCCGGGAGUUCUCCCUCCCCGACUACAUCAAGUACAUCUUGUCCGAGUACAAGCAGGUGCUCCGCCGCAUCCACGGCCUGGGCGCGCGCCGCAUCCUGGUGACCGGCGUCGGGCCCAUCGGGUGCGUGCCCGCCGAGCUCGCCAUGCACAGCCUCGACGGCAGCUGCGACCCGGAGCUGCAGCGCGCGUCCGAGGCCUACAACCCGCAGAUGGAGGCCAUGCUCAACGAGCUCAACGCCGAGGUCGGCCCCAGCAACGGCAACGGCGCCGUGUUCGUGGCCGUGAACACGCGCCGCAUGCACGCCGACUUCAUCGACGACCCCAGGGCCUACGGCUUCGUGACGGCCAAGGAGGCCUGCUGCGGCCAGGGGAGGUUCAACGGCAUCGGCAUCUGCACCAUGGUGUCCAGCCUCUGCGCCAACCGCGACCAGUACGUGUUCUGGGACGCCUUCCACCCCACGGAGCGCGCCAACCGCCUCAUCGCCCAGAACUACCUCUCCGGAUCCACCGACUACAUCUCCCCCAUGAACCUGUCCACCAUCCUACACCUCGACCGCCACCUCCACGACUAGAAAGAAGGCUGGGCGAUCGAUCGAUGCAUGGUUCAGCCUCGCUCCACCAUUUGCUUUGCGGUUUCAUCACUUGCUUGGUGCAUUUUCAUAAAUAGCAGCGCGCGGCCUUCUUGAUUUUGUCCAAGGAAUUAAACGUUUAGUUUACGUGUAUUCAUUCAAAGUACGUAUGUAUGAUCCAUGUAUUUCAGCUGGUAUAGCGUGUCGGGUUGAGGUCGUUCUAGCUAGUUUGUGUAAUAAUCAGCUAGCUAGCUAGCUAGCAGAUAAAUAUAUCCAUAAAAUGCAUGCAUGGUUGCUUGUGAGAUA